Salarias fasciatus (jewelled blenny) is the source of this 2965-nucleotide messenger RNA. RefSeq names its product protein FAM222B-like. The record is from RefSeq and is a predicted model, not a curated record. Lineage: Eukaryota; Metazoa; Chordata; Actinopteri; Blenniiformes; Blenniidae. The transcript is spliced from 3 exons. The coding region runs from base 458 to 2623 and encodes 721 amino acids.
UGUGUGUGUGUGUGUAAAUAAGUAGAAAUAGACAUUUUCUCUUAUCGUGGGUAUUUGCAUUUUGACGUGUCUGGAGUGAAUUAAUGAUAAUAAAAGAGCGUCAGCCUGACCGUUCAUACUACAGACGUGUUACUUCUAUGAGGACAUCGUCGUGCAUUAAAUGUUCGCGGUAUUUGAAGUUUAAAAGAGUUUUCGGUUAAAUAUUGAGUGGUUUCUGAUGUCGGUGCCUCUUAUUAUCGGACAGGCGUUCACCAUCACCACCUAACAGCUGCGGUUCCGGGGUCCUGUGGCUGUGCGCAUGCGCGUUAGCUGCAGCUGCUAGCCGGUUAGCAGCAGGAAGAGCCUCCACUCUGGAUGGCCUCUUCUUAUUUUUCACUUUUGUCCACUGUCGGUCUCCACAACAUGAAGUCCUCGUGCUCGUAGCGCUGUGAGGAAUGCUGCUCCCCGGGUCUCUGCCAUGCUGGCCUGCCUGCCGGCAUCAGGACACUCCUCCGUCUCACGUCUGUCCCGCUCGCAGAUGAACUCUGGGCUUCAGAAAUGGGAAUCUACCCGGAGGAGGAGAUCUGCCGGCCGCCCAUCGCCAGCGCAGUUGGACGCCUUUGCUAGCAGAGUUUCCGCCGAGCCUCUGACGGUCCAGAUCUUCGCCGGCAGCGUCCGAGUCCCUCAGAGGAAGCACGUCCGCCGCACGGUCAACGGGCUGGACACGUCCCCGUCCGUCCAGCGCCACAGCCCCUACCCCCCUCCGGCCGGCGCCAGAGGGGGCCUGCUGGCCGUCCUCCCGGCGCCCCCCCAAGGCGUCCAAGAGCCGGACAGGAUACGCAGAGCAGCCAUGAACCCUCACGGCGGGUCGCACGCCGCUCACAGCACUUUAACCCCCCCUCAGGUACCGGAGGGGCGGGGCGGGGUCCACCCGCAGCCCCCCCGGGCCCCGGUCCACCCGCAGCCCCCCCGGGCCGCCCACAGCCUGCAGCAGAGAGGUAUGGCUCAGAGACCCCCUCAGCCCCCGGGGCUGCAGAGGCAGCAGGGUCUACCGGGUUCAACGGGUCCGCCCGGUCCACGAGGUCUACCGGGUCCAGCAGGUCUACUGGGUCCAGCAGGCCUACCGGGUCCAGCAGGCCUACUGGUUCCAUCAGGUCCGCUGGGUCUACCGGGUCCAGCAGGUCUCCCCGGUCCAGCGGGCCUGCCGGCUCCAGCGGGUCUGCCGGCUCCAGCGGGUCUCCCGGGUCCAGCGGGCCUGUCGGGUCCAGCGGGUCUCCCGGGUCCAGCGGGUCUACCGGGUCCAGCAGGUCUGCCGGGUCCAGCGGGCCUGCCGGGUCCAGCGGGUCUCCCGGGUCCAGCGGGCCUACCGGUUCCAUCAGGUCCGCUGGGUCUACCGGGUCCAGCAGGUCUCCCCAGUCCAGCGGGUCUGCCGGGUCCAGCGGGUCUGCCGGGUCCAGCAGGUCUCCCGGGUCCAGCGGGUCUCCCGGGUCCAGCAGGUCUCCCGGGUCCAGCGGGUCUGCCGGGUCCAGCAGGUCUCCCGGGUCCAGCGGGUCUGCCGGGUCCGCCGGUGGCACCACAGCAGCGUCUGUCUCACCUGCCGACCCUGAAGCGUCAGGCCCCCCACCAGGGUCUUCCCCCUCCCCAGGGAGGCUCUCAGGAUCUGUGCCACAUGUCUGACGGAGCUCUGCAGCACGGCCAGGUGCCGGGGGGUCCGCCGGCCCCCCCUCAGGCGCCGGGCGGCCUCCAGCAGCCCCCCGCCGGACCGUACGGCCCCCGCAGGCUCCCCGACGCCGACGCCCCGCCCAACGUGACGGUGUCCACCUCCACCAUCCCGCUGUCGCUGGCCGCCGGCCCGCAGAACCGGCCCGCCGACCUGAGCAGCAUCGUGACCCAGAUCCACCGGCUGUGCCGCGCCCGCGCCGGGGGGGGGGGCACCUCGGUCUGCGAGGGCCAGAUCGCCAACCCCAGCCCCAUCAGCCGCAACCUGCUGAUCAACGCCAGCUCCCGGGUGUCCUCCCAGCACCCCCCCGGCGGUCUCCCGGCGGGCCCCCCCGACCAGACCCCCCCUCAGGCCCCCGGCGCCGCCCCGCCCCCUCCGUCCGGCGCCGCGGACGCCGAAUGGCGGCGGCUGCAGGAGCUGCAUCGCUGCUGGGCGCAGCAUCAGAUGGCGCACACGCAGCACCCCCCCGAGGGGGCCCUCCCCUGCAAGAACCCCCGCAUGGAGCCUCUGGCCGACGGCGCCUUCCCCCCCCGCGGCCUCGGCCACGCCCACACGCCGCCCGCCGCCGCCCGGGGCUUCGCUCUGCAGCGCCCGGCGGAGAACCCGCAGCCCCCCUCCCCCGCCAGCCGCCCCGAGGGGGCCGGGCCCUACGCGAACGGCCAGUACCCGCAGCCCCCCUGGACCGACGGGGGCCCCGCGGGGGCCUUCCAGAGAGACCGCGUCCUGGGGGCAAAGUACCGGCCGGGCCCCCCCCUGCAGGACGGGGACUUGCCGUCCGAGGACUUCCAGCUGCCCGGCUUCCCCGAGCAGAGCGCCGGCCUGAUGGAGAAGAUGCACCGCGCCGCCCUGCGCCGCCAGCAGCCCGGCGGCGUGCACGGCGGCGUGCACGGCGGCGUGCACGGCCAUCACCCCGGAUACUGUUAGGAGUUUCUUCCACCACACUGGCAGUUCAGAGGACUGAAGCCAGAGACCCUCUCUGCUCCUCGGGUGUGUGUGUGUGUGUGUGUGUGUGUGUGAGAAUCUGAUGGAGAACCAAUAGAAACUACUGAAGCAGUGUGAAGUCCUGCAGAGACGCCCCCCCCCCCCCCCCCCCGCAGCCUGGCUCAUUGGCUCCAGAGUGAGACGUUGGUUCUCCAGGUUCCGUGGCCUCGGGGGGGGGGGGGGGGGGGGGGGCUGUACUCUGUGAAAAUGUGAUUCUUCAGUUUUGCCGAACCUUCAGGGAGAAGAAGUCUUGCACAAACAUUCCCCAAUGAAAUAAAGUUUGUA